AUGGGCUCUUACCCCACCUGCUGGGCCCAGCAGCACCAGAAGGCAGGAAAGAAUUUAGCACAGGGAAUUGGUGCUUGGGAAAUCAUCGGGAAGCUGGAGGAGUGGGUGAUCAACGAAGAGAGCCAGGGGCAGCAGGUGGUGUCCGAGACCGAGGCCCUGCAGAGCCUGCGGGAGGCGUGCGAGACGGUGGGCGCCACUCUUGAGACCCUUCAUUUUGGAAAACUGGACUUUGGGGAGACCACGGUGCUGGACCGUUUUUACAAUGCAGAUAUUGCUGUGGUGGAGAUGAGUGAUGCCUUCCGGCAGCCGUCCUUGUUCUACCACCUUGGAGUGAGAGAAAGUUUCAGCAUGGCCAACAACAUCAUCCUCUACUGUGAUGCCAACUCAAACUCUCUGCAGUCACUGAAGGAAAUCAUUUGCCAGAAGAAUACUAUGUGCACUGGGAAUUACACGUUCGUCCCGUACAUGGUGACUCCGCACAACAAGGUCUACUGCUGUGACUGUAGCUUCAUGAAGGGGUUGUCAGAACUCAUGCAGUCCAACUUCGAGCUGCUUCUGGGACCCAUCUGCUUACCUCUUGUGGAUCGUUUCAUUCAACUUCUGAACGUGGCACAAGCUGGCUCCAGCCAGUAUUUCCGGGAAUCUAUACUCAAUGAUAUCAGGAAAGCUCGUGAUUUAUACACUGGCAAAGAACUGGCAGCUGAAUUGGCAAGAAUUCGGCAGCGAUUAGAUAAUAUCGAAGUCUUGACAGCAGAUAUUGUCAUAAAUCUGUUACUUUCCUACAGAGAUAUACAGGAAUAUGAUUCUAUUGUGAAGCUGGUAGAGACUUUAGAGAAGCUGCCAACCUUUGAUUUGGCCUCCCAUCAUCAUGUGAAGUUUCAUUAUGCAUUUGCACUGAAUAGGAGAAAUCUCCCUGGAGAUAGAGCAAAAGCUCUUGAUAUUAUGAUUCCCCUGGUGCAAAGUGAAGGGCAAGUUGCUUCAGAUAUGUAUUGCCUAGUUGGUCGAAUCUACAAAGACAUGUUUUUGGACUCUAAUUUCAUGGACACUGAAAGUAGAGACAAUGGAGCUUUUUGGUUCAAAAAGGCAUUUGAAAGUGAGCCUACACUACAGUCAGGAAUUAAUUAUGCAGUUCUUCUUCUGGCAGCUGGGCAACAGUUUGAAUCUUCCUUUGAGCUCCGGAAAGUUGGGGUGAAGCUUAGUAGCCUUCUUGGUAAAAAGGGAAACUUGGAAAAACUCCAGAGCUACUGGGAAGUUGGAUUUUUUCUGGGGGCCAGUGUUCUGGCCAAUGACCACUUGAGAGUCAUUCAAGCAUCUGAAAAGCUUUUUAAACUGAAGACACCGGCAUGGUACCUCAAGUCUAUUGUAGAGACAAUUUUAAUAUAUAAACAUUUUGUGAAAUUGACUACAGAACAGCCUGUGGCUAUACAGGAACUCGUGGACUUCUGGAUGGACUUCCUGGUCGAGGCCACAAAGACAGAUGUUACUGUAGUUAGGUUUCCAGUAUUAAUAUUAGAACCAACCAAAAUCUAUCAGCCUUCGUAUUUGUCUAUCAACAAUGAAGUUGAGGAAAAGACAAUAUCUAUUUGGCACGUGCUUCCUGAUGACGAGAAUGGCAUACAUGAGUGGAACUUUAGUGCUUCUUCCAUCAGGGGAGUGAGGUUUUUUGAAAUGGUGAACAACAUUACCGAAGAGAAGGGGAGAGGUGUGGAGGAAGGAGACUGUGAAGGUGACUCCCUGGAGUAUGACUAUGAAUAUGACGAAAAUGGUGACAGAGUCGUUUUAGGAAAAGGCACUUACGGGAUAGUCUAUGCAGGUCGAGACCUGAGCAACCAAGUCAGAAUCGCUAUUAAGGAAAUCCCAGAGAGAGAUAGCAGAUACUCCCAGCCCCUCCAUGAAGAAAUAGCAUUGCAUAAGCACCUGAAGCACAAGAAUAUUGUCCAGUAUCUGGGUUCUUUCAGUGAGAAUGGUUUCAUUAAAAUCUUCAUGGAGCAGGUUCCAGGAGGAAGUCUUUCGGCUCUCCUUCGUUCAAAAUGGGGCCCAUUGAAAGACAAUGAGCAGACAAUUGGAUUUUAUACAAAGCAAAUACUCGAAGGAUUAAAAUACCUCCAUGACAAUCAGAUAGUUCACCGGGACAUAAAGGGUGACAACGUGUUGAUUAAUACCUAUAGUGGUGUUCUCAAGAUCUCUGACUUCGGCACAUCAAAGAGGCUUGCUGGCAUAAACCCAAGCACUGAAACUUUUACUGGUACCCUUCAGUACAUGGCACCAGAAAUAAUAGACAAAGGACCCAGAGGCUAUGGGAAAGCAGCAGACAUUUGGUCUUUGGGUUGCACCAUCAUCGAAAUGGCCACAGGGAAACCGCCCUUUUAUGAACUGGGAGAACCACAAGCAGCAAUGUUCAAGGUGGGAAUGUUUAAAGUCCACCCGGAGAUCCCGGAGUCCAUGUCAGCGGAGGCCAAGGCAUUCAUAUUGAAGUGUUUUGAACCAGACCCUGACAAGAGAGCUUGUGCUAACGACUUGCUUAUUGAUGAGUUCUUAAAAGUUUCAAGCAAAAAGAAAAAGACACAGCCUAAGCUUUCAGCUCUUUCACCUGGAUCAAAUGNAUACCUUAGGAGCAUAUCCUUGCCAGUCCCCGUCCUGGUGGAGGACACCAGCAGCAGCAGUGAGUACGGCUCAGUUUCUCCCGACACGGAGCUCAAGGUGGACCCCUUCUCUUUCAAAACAAGAGCCAAAUCCUGCGGAGAAAAGGAUGUGAAAGGAAUGCGGACGCUCUUUUUGGGCAUUCCAGAUGAGAAUUUUGAAGAUCACAGUGCUCCCCCUUCUCCCGAGGAAAAGGACUCCGGGUUCUUUAUGCUGCGGAAGGACAGCGAGAGGCGGGCCACCCUGUACCGGAUCCUGAAGGAAGACCAGGACAAAGUUGUGAGAAACUUAAUGGAAUCUUUGGCUCAGGGGCCCGAAGAACCUAAACUAAAGUGGGAGCACAUCACAACCCUCAUCACAAGCCUCAGAGAAUUUGUGAGAUCCACCGACCGAAAAAUCAUAGCCACCACCCUGUCAAAGCUGAAGUUAGAGCUGGACUUCGACAGCCAUGGCAUCAGUCAGGUCCAGGUGGUGCUCUUCAGCUUUCAAGAUGCUGUGAAUAAAGUUCUUCGGAAUCAUAACAUCAAGCCACACUGGAUGUUUGCCCUGGACAGUAUCAUCCGGAAGGCCGUGCAGACAGCCAUUACCAUUCUGGUUCCAGAACUGAGACCACAUUUUAGCCUUGCUUCUGAGAGUGAUACAGCAGAUCAAGAAGACUUGGAUGCAGAAGAUGACCAUGAGGAACAGCCUCCAAAUCGAAUUGUCCGAAGACCUCGUGCCAUCCUUGAAGAUGCUGUGGCUACCUCAGGGGUGAGCACGCUCAGUUCUACUGUAUCCCACAAUUCCCAGAAUGCUCACCGAUCACUGAAUGUACAGCUUGGAAGAAUGAAAAUAGAAACUAAUAGAUUACUGGAAGCAUUGGUUCAGAAAGAGAAAGAAUUACAAGCACUCCUUCAUUACUCUAUUGAAGAAAAGGACCAAGAAAUCAAACACCUGAAGCUUAAGUCCCAACCAAUAGAUAUUCCUAGAUCACCUGCACAUCGCUCAACCACUGGCAGAACUACUGAAGAUUCUAAACUUACUGACUGGCUGAGAGAAAAUGGAGCUGAUGAUGACACUAUAAGUCAGUUUUUGGCUGAGGAUUAUUCACUAGUGGAUGUUCUCUACUAUGUUACACGUGAUGACUUAAAAAGCCUGAGACUAAGGGGAGGGAUGCUCUGCACACUGUGGAAGGCCAUCACCGACUUUCGGGACGAGCAGAGAGACAAACAGACUUGACUGUCACUCCUUUGUUUCCAACCUCCCUGGAGAUUCUAACAACACAGAACUGAUCUUCGAAGGAGGGAGAAUCCCAGGGAGAGGAGAAAGAAGCUGCACUUUAAACCCAGUAUUUGUUUACUCGUGUUAAAAAAAAAAAAAUAGAGUACACUGAAAUUUCCUAAAUGCUUCUAUUUCUAUAAUUCAUAGGGACUUUUUGUAAGGACUCUCACUAGGAUGUUUAGGAUUAUUUUACUCUAAACAUUUUAAUGGAAAUAUUUUGAACUCAGCAGCUACUGACUAGACUUCAGCCAAAUGUUUAUUUCACACAAAACGGAUGUAACAUUUCAUGUGAUUGUGCAUCACUGGAACAAAACCAAAAUGUGACCACAACUUUUUAGGUUUAUGUGUGUUUGUAAUAUGCUCUAAUAAUCUAAGUAGAAAUGCAUAAUUUCAAUUGUUGCAUAAAGUUUAUGGUGUGUUUUUUUUAAUAUGCAGAAUCUGAGCAAUGGUUUAUACUUAUCUGUGUUAAUUGUAAUAUUGAUAUAUUUUGUAACUUAAGUUUCUGGCCUAUAGUACAUUGGUUUGAGUCAUUUUUGUUACUACUGAACUGUACCAGUUGCACAUGUCUGAAUCAUAGUAAAGUUAGCUUGUUCUAAAGCUAUCCAUUUGUCUCAUAUUUACUUUAAAAAGUAAAAAAGACUAUCAAUAUACUGUUUUGAUAAAUUCUAAAUAGUUCUCAUUUUGUUUAGCCAAACUACUGUGUUAAAUUUCUAGUCGUUUCUUCAGCUAUAACAUUAAAUAGAAUUUGUCUUCUACUCAAAUAAUCGAAGAAAACUCAUCUCCAAGUUCUUCCUCAUGGCGACAGAGUGGUUCAGAAAGACGUAAAAGAAAAAAGAAAAUAAAAGAAAGUCACUGUAUUUUUCUCAAA
Molecule: messenger RNA, 4768 nt
Organism: Myotis davidii
Lineage: Eukaryota; Metazoa; Chordata; Mammalia; Chiroptera; Vespertilionidae
Gene: MAP3K5
Product: mitogen-activated protein kinase kinase kinase 5
Exons: 31
Coding region: 1-3858 (1285 amino acids)
Biological process (GO): intrinsic apoptotic signaling pathway in response to oxidative stress; cellular response to stress; protein phosphorylation
Molecular function (GO): ATP binding; MAP kinase kinase kinase activity
Source: RefSeq, a predicted model, not a curated record